GAUGAAUUCAGUCAACUAAACAUGGUAGCACUCAACAUAACAGCAGCACUUCUCCUGCUUUUGGUGGCCUCUUCCGAAGGAGCCAGAAUUCUUGGCGUACUGCCUCCAGGUGGGAAAUCUCAUUUCUACAUCGGGGCUGGUUACAUGAAAGCCUUGGCCGAAGCAGGGCACGAUGUCACUGUGAUCAGUUCCUUUCCGCUGAAGAACCCGCCCAAAAACUACCGGGACAUUGAGCUAACCGUAGAUCAGACCGAAGAAGAGUACGAUGAGAACAUGUUGGAUUACAAAAGCUCGAACUGGUUCACCGCGCCCUUCCACAUGUUGUACUUUUUGUAUGAAAUGUUCCCUGAUGGGAUGUGCGGGUUCGUCCUGAAUCAUCCGAAUGUGGUGAAGCUGCUCAACUCGGAUGAGAAGUUCGAUGUAGUGCUUGUGCAGACAUUUAUAACUGAAGCAUUGUAUGGUUUUGCACAGCACUUCGAUGCUCCACUGAUUUCGUUUUCAACUUUAGGAAGUUCCUUGUGGACCGACAAUCUUGUGGGAACUUCAGCGACACCAUCAUAUGCGGCACAUUUCUUACUUAGCUACACAGACAACAUGUCCUUCUGGCAGCGGUUCUAUAACACGAUCAUAACCGCUUACGAUAAAUUGUACUAUGAGUGGCGGUAUCUUCCCGUACAGAAGAAGCUGUACGACGCUGCAUUUCCCAAUGCCAAGUUGACUUUCGAGCAGCAGAUGAAGAAUGUGUCUUUAGUUUUCCUAAAUACACAUUUCAGCUUGGGCAAUCCAAGGUCGUAUCCGCCAAAUAUGAUUGAUGCUGGAGGAAUCCAAAUUCAAGAGACGAAACCUUUGCCUCAGGAUCUUCAAAAAUAUUUAGACGAUGCGAAAGAUGGGGUCAUUUACUUUUGCAUGGGAUCUAACAUAAAAUCGACUCACCUUCCGGAAGAGAAACGGAAUGCUUUUCUGAAGGCUUUCUCCAAACUCAAACAACGCGUUGUGUGGAAGUUUGAGGACGAAACCAUGCUUAACCAACCGCCCAACUUGAUGGUCAGGGCUUGGUUGCCACAGAAUGAUAUUCUCGCCCAUCCCAACGUCAAGCUGUUCAUCACUCACGGAGGUCUUCUCAGCACGACGGAAGCGCUGUACCACGGCAUCCCUUUGAUAGGCAUUCCGAUUUUCGGUGAUCAACCGAUGAACGUCGAGAAGGCCGUUCGGGGAGGGUAUGCCGUGCUGCUGGACUAUCCGGAUAUUACCGAACAAACCGUCGAGGAGGCAAUCAGUACCGUGCUGGAUGAUCCGUCCUAUUCGAGAAAUGCAAAGUUAGUGUCCGACCGGUUCCGUGACAAACCGAUGUCUCCGAAGGAAACGGCCGUGUACUGGACCGAGUACGUAAUUCGGCAUCGGGGAGCACCGCAUCUGCGAACGGCGGCAUUGAAUCUCUCGCUGGUGCAGUACCACCUUCUGGAUGUUUAUGUUGCGAUGUUUGUAAUUGUGUUAUUAGUUGCUGUUAUGAACAUGUACUUGGUUAAGAAAAUUUUGCUGAAAGUACGUAGAUCUUCGCUCAACAGGAAGAAAAAACUAUUUUAAAUUAUUGGAUUUUUAUUGGAUGAAAUUGCAAUGUGAGAUUUUUGGUCGAUACUUCUUGGCAUACGAUUGAUGAGGAUUUUCAAAUAGAUGCAUUCAAUUUUAGUGUUAUGGUUUUACGCCCACCAAAUUUGAAUUGAAAUAAUUCUUUAAAAUGUAUUAUUGUUAAUCUACAUUGAAAUGAGAAAAAUAAAAUAUA
Molecule: messenger RNA, 1780 nt
Organism: Armigeres subalbatus
Lineage: Eukaryota; Metazoa; Arthropoda; Insecta; Diptera; Culicidae
Product: UDP-glycosyltransferase UGT5-like
Exons: 2
Coding region: 22-1584 (520 amino acids)
Molecular function (GO): UDP-glycosyltransferase activity
Source: RefSeq, a predicted model, not a curated record